AUGGGCAGACCACCAUGUUGUGAUGAGAAUGGUUUGAAGAAAGGGCCAUGGACACCAGAAGAAGAUGAGAAGCUUGUUGAUUAUAUUAAUAGGCAUGGCCAUGGAAGUUGGAGAGCUUUACCUAAGCUAGCAGGAUUGAAUAGGUGUGGUAAGAGCUGCAGAUUAAGGUGGACUAACUACCUAAGGCCUGAUAUCAAAAGAGGCAAAUUCUCCGAAGAAGAAGAGAGAAUCAUCAUCAACCUCCAUUCUGUUCUUGGAAACAAGUGGUCAAGGAUUGCAACCCAUUUACCGGGAAGAACUGAUAACGAAAUCAAGAACUUCUGGAAUACAUACCUGAGGAAAAAGCUUCUGAAACUUGGUAUUGAUCCAGAAACUCAUAAACCAAGAACAGAUCUGAAUCACCUCCUGAACCUUUCCCAGUUGCUAACCGCUACGCAAUUCGGAAACACCAUUAACACUACUAGUCCUUGGGACAAUGCCCUGAAGUUGCAAGCAGAUGCUGCUCAACUGGCCAAGCUCCAGUUGUUGCAAAAUCUAUUGCAAGUGAUAAACACAGCAACCAGUAGCACUAGUGCUACUGUCACUAAUCCACAGUUUCCAUUUAUGGAUCAAAAUAGCGGUACUAGUAUUUCUAAUCUAUUGGGUUCUCAAAAUUUUAACCCAAUCCUAGGGCUUUUGAAUGGAACAAGCAAUAAUAUGAUGAAUACAGGUGCUGCUGAUUUUGUUCCUCAAUAUUAUGAAUAUUCCAAUAAUAAUGGGUCAUCUCAAGGUGUUAUAGAUACAUGGGGUUCUCCUGAAUUAGGUGGUGGGUUAGAGUACUUGGAUGGUAGUGUUAAAGCCAUGGCCGAUAGCAACAACAACAACGACAACAAUGGAAGCUAUGAGAUUAAGCCUCUUCCUGAAUUGACUUCAUCACCAUCUGAUCAUUCUCAUGGAACUUCUGCCGGAACCAAUCAAAUGGAAGAAAGCAAGAGCGAUAUUGAUCAUACUCAUGAGUCAUCCACUUCCACAAUCUUUGAAGCCUGGGAAAAACUCAUGGAUGAUGAAGAUAGCGAAACUUACUGGAAAGAUAUUUUAGAGUAA
Ziziphus jujuba (common jujube) is the source of this 1083-nucleotide messenger RNA. Its product is annotated as transcription factor MYB93. The record is from RefSeq and is a predicted model, not a curated record. NCBI's taxonomy places the organism in Eukaryota, Viridiplantae, Streptophyta, Magnoliopsida, Rosales, Rhamnaceae. The transcript is spliced from 2 exons. The coding region runs from base 1 to 1083 and encodes 360 amino acids.